GACUGAGCCACCCAGGCACCCUAUUGUUAUAUUUUUUUAUGUGACCUAAGUUUGUGGCCCCAGUUCUCUGAAUCUUGAUUUCCCCAUGUCUAAAAUAAGGGGCCUGUGUACAAUCUCUGACAUUCCAUCCAUGUGUCUACCAACUCUAGUCCUAACACAGGGCGCAUCUUGAAUGCAGAGAUGGAACUACUAGAGAGAGUGCGUGGCAACGCAAGCCCAAGCAGGGGGAGCGGCGGGCAGAGGGAGAAGCAGGCUCCCUGCUGAGCAAGGAGCCCGAUGACGGGACUCGAUCCCAGGACCCUGGGAUCACAACCUGAGCCAAAGGCAGACGCUUAACCGACUGAUCCACCCAGGCACUCCAGCCAAAGGCAGACACUUAACCGACUGAGCUACCCAGGCGUCCCUGCAACCAACGAUUUUUAAAAUAAAAUAGGAAAGAGCUGAAUGCACUGUACGUGAGAGAGAGAGAGAGAGCACAAGAGGGGAAGCAGCAGAGGGAGAGGGAGAAGCAGACCCGCCAAGCAGGGAGCCCAAUGUGGGGCUCGAUCCCAGGACCCUGAGAUCACAAGCUGAGCUGAAGGCAAGCACUUAACAACUGAGCCACCUACAUGCCCCUCCCCAUCUUUGUUAUAAAAGGAAAAAAAAUCCUCAUGAGACAUGUUGCCAUUUUGAAUUUUAGAUGGCAGUUCUUGGAUUUACCCUUGGUGCCUUCAUACUUGUGCUGCACAUUAGUUCUGUGGCUAAUUAUCCCAGUGGAAAAGUAGGAACAUCAUGCCGUGGAAUGGUUCCUGAACAUGGUCAUACUGCGCACCCGGAUCCUAUUCACAACAUUUCAGUGAGUCAGAUGACAUUCAGACCAGGAGAUCAGAUCGAAGUUACCUUGUCAGGGAAACCAUUUAAAGGCUUUCUCUUAGAAGCACGGGCUGCUGAGGAUUUGAGUGGCCCUCCUGUUGGCUCCUUCACAUUGAUUGACAGUCAGGUGUCACAGCUUCUGACCUGUGAAGAUGUACAGGGAUAUGCUGUGAGUCACACAAGUCCAUCCAAGAAAACAAAAAUUAAAGUCUACUGGAAUGCUCCAAGCGAUGCUCCAGAUCACGUAAAGUUUCUAGUCACAGUUGUUGAGAAGUAUAAAAUCUACUGGGUGAAGAUUCCUGGUCCUAUAAUUUCACAACCAAACGCCCUGCCUUUUACGACACCUGAAGCUACAAGAGCCCCUUUGUCGACAUUCCCUCCGGUCUCCCAUCUAACCAAAUCAUUCAGUGCUUCAGAUUGUGGGAACAAGAAGUUCUGUAUUAGGAGUCCUGUGAACUGUGACCCAGAGAAGGAGCCGGCCUGUUUCUUCUUGUCCUUCACACGAGAUGACCAGUCAGUGGUGGUUGAAAUGAGUGGUCCCAGUAAAGGCUAUUUAUCCUUUGCGUUUUCUCAUGACAGAUGGAUGGGUGAUGAUGAUGCUUAUUUGUGUAUUCGUGAAGAUCAGACUGUGCACAUACAACCUUCCCAUUUGACAGGGCGAAGUCACCCUGUGAUGGACUCCGGGGGUGCUCUUGAGGAUCUGGCUUGGAGGCUGGCGGAUGGUGUUAUGCAGUGUUCUUUCAGAAGAAACAUUACCCUUCCUGGGGUUAAGAAUAGAUUUGAUCUAAACACAAGCUACUACAUAUUUCUAGCAGAUGGUGCAGCUGACGGUGGUCAAAUUUAUAAGCAUUCUCAGCAACCUUUGAUUACAUAUGAAAAAUAUAAUGUGACAGACUAUCCAAGGAAUGUGGGAGGAUCCCGUUCUUUUUUCCUUCUGAAGGCUCAUGGUGCCUUAAUGUUUGUGGCAUGGAUGACUACCGUGGGCAUAGGUGUGCUCAUUGCUCGGUUCUUCAAAUCUGUGUGGUCAAAGGCUUUCUUUGGUCAAGCAGCUUGGUUUCAGGUGCAUCGGAUGCUCAUGCUCAUGACCACCGCCCUUACCUGCAUUGCUUUUGUUCUGCCUUUUGUUUACAGAGGAGGCUGGAGUUGGUAUGCAGGUUAUCACCCGUAUCUUGGUUGUAUAGUGAUGAUUUUAGCAGUUCUUCAGCCUCUUUUGGCAGCCUUCAGGCCAACUUUACAUGACCCAAGAAGGCCAAUGUUUAACUGGACUCAUUGGAGUAUGGGCACAGCUGCUAGAAUAAUAGCAGUGGCAGCAAUGUUCCUGGGAAUGGAUUUACCAGGACUAGAUCUUCCUGGCCCAUGGAAAACCUAUACAAUGAUUGGAUUUGUAGCCUGGCAUGUUGGGGUGGAGAUUGUUCUGGAGAUACAUGCCUACCGACUUUCUCGAAAAGUUGAAAUAUUGGAUGAUGCCAGAAUUCAGAUCCUUCAGUCAUUUACUGUAGCUGAAGCAGAAGGUCAUGCUUUUAAAAAGGUGGUGUUUGCAGUUUAUAUCUGUGGGAAUGUGACUUUUCUCAUCAUCUUCUUAUCUGCAAUCAACCAACUCUGAGCAAGCAAAGACCUUGGCUUUGCAGACCAGAUGAUAAUGAUCAUUAAGCCAAAGAAACUUGAAGCUUAUACUGACUGCUUGGAGCAUAUUCAUGAAUUCUGAAUUAGAAGAGCAGGUCAUAUCUGUAGAGGAAUUCUGAGUAGCGGUCUUUAGAGAUCAACUUUUAGCAGGGUCCUAUGGACUCUAAAAAGGACAUCAAGCCUUUAUGUGUGGCUCUGAGUGUUACCAGGGAAGGUUAUCCUUGAGGAGAAAUGACUCUCAGAUAUUUUUCAUGAUGAGAUUUUUAGAAUGUUAGCAUUUAAGAAGAGAACUGUUUGGAAAGGCAGAAAUGAUGUUAUUUGGAGGAAAUGGAGAUUGUAUUAAAGUGAAUAUAUUUUGGACUAUAAAGGUGCUGUUUUAAAGCCAAUAUUUAUGCUAGUUUAUCUGAAUGGUCUUUCUUAGGACAUUUUUUUGAGAAACUGUGUUUUUCAGUCCAGUUUUUUGGACAUGUCCUUUUUUCUUUGUAUUCUUUACUUCUCUGGUAAAGGUGGAAGUGGGGCUAACUUACAUUGUAUUAACAUUUAAAUAUAUUAUGGAUAUUAGAAUUUCUUAGCAGUGAAAUGCAAGUGUGCAUCUUCUGCUUAAGACUGUAUUUAUAUAUUCAGUUACAGGGCUGAAAGGACAUUUUAUAUAUUAAUUGUUUUGACUCUUAAGAUUAAGUCCUAGCUUUUGGAGAUUGUAGACUUGCAUUUCAAAAAUAAUAAAAUUUACCCUUGUGAAUA
Mirounga angustirostris (Northern elephant seal) is the source of this 3216-nucleotide messenger RNA. RefSeq names its product ferric chelate reductase 1 (gene FRRS1). Gene Ontology annotation, cellular component: membrane. The record is from RefSeq and is a predicted model, not a curated record. Lineage: Eukaryota; Metazoa; Chordata; Mammalia; Carnivora; Phocidae. Gene Ontology annotation, molecular function: oxidoreductase activity, acting on metal ions. Gene Ontology annotation, biological process: intracellular iron ion homeostasis. The transcript is spliced from 18 exons. The coding region runs from base 680 to 2455 and encodes 591 amino acids.